GGAAGCUGGGAGAAAAGAAUUUUGAAGAGCUUAAAUAGUAUGUGCACUGAACUCAGUAUUCCACUGGCACGAAAGAGGCCAGUUGCAGAACAGAAAGAACUUCUCAAUAAAUGGAAUGAAAUGGGAACAGAUGAACCAGAUCUAAGCCUUUUCAGACCUGUUUACGCCCCUAAGGAUUUCCUUGAGGUAUUAAUUAAUCUUCGCAACCCAAAUUAUGAAAAUGGUGAUUCUCUUAGUUUCAGGACUCAUUUGGGUUUAAUCCAAGUUCCUCUGAAAGUAAAAGACAUCCCUGAAUUGAAAGAAUUCUUUGUAGAACUUGGCUUAAAUACAGGACAACUGGGUAUAGAUGAUUCUACACAAGUGCCUCCUGAGCUUUUUGAAAAUGAGCAUGUGCGUAUAGGGCAAAAAGGAAAUGUAGGAUCAGACAUCAUGCUGCCAAGAGAGCUACAUGCAAUAGAUAUUCCCUUGCUCCAGAGACCUUGUCCCACAAAUCUCACUUGUUUGGGAGAAUGUCUUCCAAAAGUAUCUGACAGAUUGGAUGUCUUGUAUUAUGAGCAGCUCAAGACCAAUGUGAUCCAACAUGACCUUUUGGUGGACAGUCUAAUAUAUAAAGAUGUCAAGUUGACAGCAAGCAAUGAUGAUUAUUAUUUUGUAUUUGAAGAUUAUUUAUAUCAGGUAUUACUUUGUUUUUCCCGGGAUACAUCUGUGUUGGGUCACUUUGCAUACAACAGUGCUUCACCACCAAAAUCAUACAUAAGAGGAAAACUAGGACUGGAAGAAUAUGCAGUCUUUUAUCCACCAAAUGGUGUAAUCCCUUUUCACGGAUUUUCAAUGUAUGUUGCACCACUGUGUUUUCUAUACCAUGAACCUUCCAAAUUGUAUCGGAUAUUCCGUGAGAUGUACGUGCGUUUCUUCUUCAGACUCCAUUCCAUCUCUUCACAUCCUUCUGGUAUCGUGUCACUGUGUUUGCUGUUUGAAACUCUUCUUCAAACAUACCUUCCCCAACUCUUUUAUCAUCUACGAGAAAUCGGGGCUCAACCACUUCGCAUAUCAUUUAAGUGGAUGGUUCGAGCUUUCUCUGGAUACUUAGCUACGGAUCAACUUUUGCUUUUGUGGGAUAGAAUCUUAGGAUACAACUCUUUGGAAAUCCUUGCUGUCCUGGCAGCUGCCGUGUUUGCUUUCCGAGCAGUGAACCUGAUGGAGGUGACAUCACUGGCUGCAGCUGAAGCAGUGCUUGCUGACCUUUCCACUUUAAAAGUUAUGCCUCUUCUUCAAAUUUUUCUGUUUGCUACUGUCACCUGA
Molecule: messenger RNA, 1302 nt
Organism: Orycteropus afer afer
Lineage: Eukaryota; Metazoa; Chordata; Mammalia; Tubulidentata; Orycteropodidae
Gene: TBC1D19
Product: TBC1 domain family member 19
Exons: 17
Source: RefSeq, a predicted model, not a curated record